Stegodyphus dumicola is the source of this 1471-nucleotide messenger RNA. RefSeq lists its product as uncharacterized. Lineage: Eukaryota; Metazoa; Arthropoda; Arachnida; Araneae; Eresidae. The record is from RefSeq and is a predicted model, not a curated record. Gene Ontology annotation, cellular component: nucleus. Gene Ontology annotation, molecular function: protein dimerization activity; RNA polymerase II cis-regulatory region sequence-specific DNA binding; DNA-binding transcription factor activity, RNA polymerase II-specific. Gene Ontology annotation, biological process: regulation of DNA-templated transcription; spermatogenesis.
AAAAUAUUUCUUUCGAAAUAUGAUUUAAAACACGUUACUAUUCUACCUCGCAGGUUAUGUCAAGUAAAAUUUUUCUGUCUUUCACCAGAGGUAAGAAAUUUUUAAAAUGGACGAAGAAACAUACUUUCAAAAAGAAAGUUUGAAUAACGAUAUAAUGAACCAAGGAGAAAGUUCAUCUUUUCAAACAUAUCCUGAUUCCAUCAUCAAGGAUACACAAUCUGAAAAUGGUUUUGGAAACGUUAAUCAAGGAUCUUUGAAUAAUAGUGUGUAUGAAGAACUAAGCGUGAACACAUCAAAAAGCAACGAUGUGGAAGCAAGAGUAAAUGUCAUGCCUUGCGAUCCUUCAUAUGGGAUUAAAACUGAAGACCAGAAGUCAGAUGCAGCAAAUGGUCUUUUUAAGAACGUAAGUCCAUGCGCAUUAAGCGACAGACCUGUAGAACCCUUUAAAGGAAGCGUAAGAAUUGUUCGAUUGAAAGCUGUAUCAAAUAGCACCGCACAAGAUGUAAAUGCUAUGAGCUGUAACAUAGUUUCCCCACCAACUGGCUCUCUGUCCAAAGAUGACUGUAGCAGAUUAUAUGUAAAUCAAAUGAAGCAGGAGACUGAAAAUAUAACCGUUACAAAUCCUGAAGCUAAAUAUCAAGUUUUGACAUUCAGUAUACCCAACAAAGCUUCACAGGGAUUUAUUUCUUCAAGUUGUCAAGAGCAUCUGGAUGCAAACCAUCAAGGAUAUAGCCAGAUAUUUAUAAAUUCAACUAUUUCUCCUUCAUUUGAAAAAGAAAAUUCUUGUAGUUCGCACAACAUAGCGGAUGAACCAUGCCAUUCGCCACCUGUGACCAAAAUACCAAGAUUUGAUAAGGUGUCGUCUCAUCAGUCUGUUGUAGCAAGAACCCCACUUUGGGUGGUCAAUCCAAGCAAUAGUAAUAAUAGUAACUCUAUGCCGACUUCUAAUAAUUCAUCUUACCCAUCAUCUGCCGAAGAAAUUCAAGACACCUCAGCUAACUUCGAAAGUUCAUCAAACUUGAAUGAAAGUUCUCAAGUUAUGCAGCGCUUUGUAACAUCUGAUGGCCAAGUAGUAUUUGGAUACAAAGAUUCUAAUGGAGAAUUCCAUUUCUAUUAUCCUACUUUGAGUGAACGAGAAAGCCAUAACGAGAAGGAGAGGAAAAGAAGGAGCCGAGUCUCUGAAGCAUGCGCCUCAUUGCGUAAAACGGUUCCAGGACUGAGUGACAAGACUGACAAAGCUACCGUUUUUGAACAAGCAGCUAGAUAUUUAAAAUUUUUAAGAAGAAAAUAUGGAACACAAUUUGAUCAAGCCUAUUACGAGAAAUAUGUUCAAGAAACAAGUUGAAUAUAUUUGACACAAAUAUUGUAGCUAAGUAAAAUUUUUAAUAUUCAUUCUGUACUAUAAAUUGCAAAAUUUUAUGCAUGUGCAUGUACGUAACUGUGGAAACUAUAAAAAUAAAAAGAAUUCCAU